AUGCCAUCGCUCUCGCACUCUGAAGGCUUCUCCAACCCUGCUCUCGCCGGCUUCUCGCCUCGCAAGAUCGCCGCCCUCAAGGCUGGCUCGCGGCCCGGACCGUCGUCCUCCUCGAUCCCGACGCUCUUGCUCCAGACACCCCGGACUGCCCGUGACGUGGACCUGCAAUCCCAGUCGUCGGCCACAUUCCACACUCCUCUGUCUCCCGGGACGCUUCCCAGCGCUGCGUCGUCUACCGUGUCCCCGUCGGAGAGCCUGUAUCCGAUCUCCCCCAGCGACUCGAGACCGUCGUAUCAGAAACGCGCCCCGGCGUCUCGGAGCAGCUUGGGCAUUGAAACGGCCACCGGGCCGCCUCCUGCACUAAGCACACAACGGAGUCUGGCGCAAGAACGUCACACACACUCGAAUCUGGAGUAUCCCAACAGACCGCGCUCCUUUGGCCUGGCCUCCACGCGAGAUUCUGGCUCCAAAACCAGUUCGGUCACUGCUGUGGAUGUAGGGAUGAGGGCGGAGCUACCAACCGCAUCCAUCCUGAAACGGUCAUCGCUGCCGACCCGCACGGUCUAUCCGCCGCAGCAGAAGGAGAGGCCGAAAAGCUCGCGGGUAUCGCGAGCGGAGGCCACGUUUCCAGACGACGAGGAUGAAGACUUGACGGCGCGAAUUGACACACACGCUGAUGCGAGCAGCAAAGACUCGGACGACAGCAGGCAGAAGAGUGAAGACGUGUUUUUGAAUAUUGCCCAGUCGGCCUCAAAUAGACGCAGUACGAGACCGCAAAAGUCAAGAUCUGGCCUCCCUGGCCUCUCUUCGCGGCUGCGAACGAACGAGGAGACGCCGUCUCCGGAACGACAUGCCUAUGCAUCUCAAGAUAUGUCUCCCCGGGGCGGCUACGGCAAUGGCAUCAUGAGAUCUCCGGCAUCGAGCCAUCCCCUGGAUGAGCCGAGCCGUCUGAAAUACCUUGGAUCUACUACGAGAUCAACAAUUGGCCUGCCCCGGAGCAGAUUCGGUCGCACAAACCGUGAACUAUCACCCGAAUCCUCGGAGAACCACACGACGGAGCGGAGAGGCUCUGCCCAAGAUGCCUUUCAGUUACGUGCCCAUCGACACUCCACCAUCCCCAGUAGUCGAACACACCGUGCAUACUCGAAUUCUGACGGGACAGACCGGCCCAAAUUGGACGCGGAGCGAUCUCGAUACGACGGCACCGAGUCGACUCUGUCCACGACUGCCCCAUCCACCGUCUGGGACGAAUUGGACGAUCUGAAAUCAAGAAUACGGAAGUUGGAGCUCACCGGGAAACUGCCCGCGUCGUCAGCAGCGGCAAUGUCAACGGUAUCAGGAGAGCGGCCACGCACGGCCACCACCACGGUGACUACACUUUCGUCCUCGCCAAAGCAUGGGCGGAAAACCAGCGCAUCGCCCAAGACUGGCGAUACGGCGGCAGUAGAUGCUCAAAUUCAGUCAUUACUUCGUGCCGGACUGGCCAAGGCGAGAGCGACGCUGAGCCCUGAAAUCUACUCUACACUCGAGGCUACGGCAAAUGAUGCUUUAACGCUGGCCGCCAUGUUUGGUUCAAACACACAGCAGUUGGGAAGCAGCAGCAUGUCGGUGAUUAGCACCACCACUGGCGGCGACCGGCAGUUCAAACGAAAGAUCGACAGCAUGUGUCGGAGUCUUACUGAGCUUUGUAUCGCGCUGGCGGAUCAGAAGCUUAUUGCACUGUCAAAGAAUCGCCCUGGAAGCAGUGAUGCGACUUCUAGCAUUCCACAUAUCAACGGCGCAGAUGUUGCACCCAGCACGGCGGCAACGAAUUAUCGACGAAGCGCGAGUCAUGAGCCCGAAGAUCUCAACCGUCAAGGUAGUUCUUUUGGACGAGCGCUGGCCGGUAGUCGGUUAGACGGGCGCCGAUCAAGUAUGCUUAAUCUGACCUCUGGCAGUUCUACCGUGCGAAGCUCGCAGGAAGCUUCCGAGUCUCAAGUUACAUUAAAACCAUCGACACCGGCCAGCCGGAUCGGACGGUCAUCGACCACAGCGCUGCGCAGUAGGAGGCAGGAGGACGAAGACGCCAUGGACAAGGCGUCAAUCGUGAACCGGCCCCUCUCACGCGUAUUCACAGACGCUCCCGACUCCAAAGGCCGGGCAUCGCUCUUAACCCGCUCGUCCCGCGAAUUUAAUCCUCCUCACGACUUCCAAUCCCACAAAGACCAGCACCUACCGCCCCAGCAACGAACGCCUCAACCCUCCCGAACCUCCAAUGCGCCCAGCCAGUCCGCAAUCCCCCUCCGCCGCAGCUAUCUCUCCUCCGGCUCCCACCUCUCGGCCACAUCGCACUUCAACAUCCAGCCCGGCUACCGCAGAUACGGCAGCUCCGUGAUCAAUUCCGGCGCGACGCCACAGCUCGAUGGGCGCAGGGCGGCUGCGAAUGAGGGUGAGACGGCGAGCUCGCCGCUGACCGCGACGGGGACGGCGGGGGGGAGGACGGCGUCGCAUUUUAGUAGCAUGCAGCAGCUGAGGCCGAGGACGAAUAGUUUUGGGACGAGGCGGUUGAGUCUGCGGCGGGCGGCGGAGAGUGCGGCGGACGGGACCUGA
Molecule: messenger RNA, 2589 nt
Organism: Uncinocarpus reesii 1704
Lineage: Eukaryota; Fungi; Ascomycota; Eurotiomycetes; Onygenales; Onygenaceae
Exons: 3
Coding region: 1-2589 (862 amino acids)
Source: RefSeq, a predicted model, not a curated record